GCCUCGCCCAACUCGUCACGUGCCCUCGCCGGCUGUCCAGGGCGCGUGGCGCUGCCCCCGGCUCGCGUCGCCACUCGUCCGGGCGCACGCGCGGAGGGUGGCUGUGGGCCUCGUGCGGGAGGCGGACUGCGGACUGCUGCUGAGCGGGCGUGGGAGGGGGACAAUUCACUCGAGACUCGAGAGAGAGACGGGACGGGAGACACGGGACAAGGGAGACAGAGACGCGGGACAAGAGUAGAGACGAGACACCGGACAGGUUGUGCAGACAGCCGACCAUGAAGCUGGUCCUCAUCCCACUGUUCAUCUCCCUUCUGGAUGCGGCAUCGGCUGCGAUGCUCCAGAUCACUCUUCCGCAGAGUUUGUCUGUGAGGGAGGGAGAGAACGUGACUAUUCCCUGCUCCUUCUCCCCACCGACGUCCAGCCUGAGCCACAUCGUCCUCCAGUAUUUCACGAUGCCCAGACACUAUGCAGAGAACGUGACGAACAGAGAGAUGAAGAAGAUCUAUCAAUCGGGGUAUGAAAACGAGGAAUUGAGUAUCGUGAAGUCUGUGGGAGACGUGCUGAUGGGAGACUGCUCCAUCGGCAUCCCCAACUUCCCCAAGAACCUCGGCCCCGUGGUUCUGUGCCGCAUCGACUGUCGUCGAUGUAACGCGGAGAACACCGAGGUGCAAGGGGAGGUGCUGCUGAACGUGACGCCUGCAGCCCCACGGUCACACGGUGGGGGUGUGAGUGACGUCACCCUCGCCCCUCUAGAGGAGACCUCGCACAAGGGAGGGGUGGUGGCUGCCUGGGUCCUGGUGCCUCUAGCUGUCAUUGUCAUCAUCAUCAUCGUCUCCGUCUUCGUCUGGAAGAAGAAGAAUCACCGUCGGUGUUCAUGGCCCUGCCCCCACUCACGCAGUGACGGUGGAAAUGCUGACGUGCAUGGGGACGUGAACGGGCAGCCGCUGAUGAACGGACACGAAGAGAGACAACAACAAGUAUUGGAGACCGUGGCCGUUAAGUAAUGGUCAGGCAGCUCGAUGCCCCUUCUGAUUGGUUGGCACGUGGAGCGGGUCGCACACACAAAUUGCCCGUGUGCUCCGGGUUCCAAGUUUUACUUGAAACCUUAGACCGUGCCUUUGCCACCUCUUGCCUUGACAACCGUAACUUUCUAGCGGAUUUCUCUCGUGUGUCUCCAACUCCAUCACCUCUCUUUCCUGGAUUUCUCAGAGUGUCCGUGAACGAAACCAAGUGACCCCAAUCCUGAAAUUGCUCCACCAGGUCCCGAUAGUGGGUGCCACCAUGGCAAGAUGUUAACUACCUCUCUUGGUAUACAGGAGGUCGUGAGUUCUCUCCCGACCCUGACACCUGCCUGUGUAUUUGGAGUUUGCACGUUCU
This is a messenger RNA of Petromyzon marinus (sea lamprey), 1377 nucleotides long. NCBI's taxonomy places the organism in Eukaryota, Metazoa, Chordata, Hyperoartia, Petromyzontiformes, Petromyzontidae. The record is from RefSeq and is a predicted model, not a curated record.